AUGCGCACUGACUUUGACAUAUAUAGAUAUGCCACUGUAAACUCUUACUGUACACAAAACAAAAAAAUGGGUUUAAAAGAGGAUGACACUACUCUGCGGUAUAGAAGAGCUCAGAGUGUCACAACAGCUGAAGAUAUCACAGAAAAAGAAAAGAAGGCCAGAAGAUCACAGUUUGAUAAGCCAUGCCACAAGCCCAGAGAUUCCCUUUUUUCAUGGAGCUCAAAAUUUACAAAUUUUACUGGCUUAGUGAAUUGGGGAUUUCUUAUGUUAACUAUCAGUGGUCUAAGAUUGUGCCUUGAAAACUUUUUAAAGUAUGGCAUUCGUGUAAACCCUUUUGAAUGGGUUAUUGUUUUAACUGGAUAUAAUGAAGACUACAAUCACCAAUAUCCAUCAGUUAUAUUGCUGAUUUUUAGUGGAGUUAUUCCAAUAGUGUGUCUUCUGGUUGAAAAAGCAAUUGCUGCAAAUGUUAUCUCUGAUCGAGUGGGAGGAACCAUACAAAUUUUAAUCAUCUUAUUCGAAAUUAGCUUGCCUGUUAUUGCUCUCAAUUUAACAAAUCAAGAAUUUAAUAUUGUUGGCAUAUCCACAGUCUGCAUGGUUUAUCUAAUUCUAUUUUUAAAACUGUGGAGUUACUGCCAAACUAAUCACUGGUGCCGACUUGCAGCUAAAGGAAACCAUUCAAAUUCAAUGCGUCGACAGAGUUUAUCUAUGCCUAAUUGCAAUGAGCUUGAUAUCGCAGAUUGUGAUCAAAACCUAGAUAAUGACGUCACCACGGGAAUAGUUCAGUAUCCUGAUAACCUGAGUCUUAAAGAUUUAUUCUAUUUCCUGCUAGCACCAACCCUCUGCUAUGAAUUGAAUUUCCCUCGCACGACUCGUAUACGAAAAAGGUUCCUUAUCAAACGUAUCGUCGAGGUAAUAUUCGGUGUGAACCUCGUAAUGGCGCUGUUCCAGCAAUGGAUGAUCCCAGCUGUCCAAAACGCCUUGGAUCCAUUUUCACAGAUGGACUACGUCAGAAUAGUGGAGAGACUGCUGAAACUAGCCGUACCCAAUCAUUUGCUAUGGCUGUGUUUCUUCUACCUCACAUUCCACUCCUUUCUAAACCUUAUGGGCGAGCUGCUCCACUUCGCGGAUAGGAACUUCUAUGGGGACUGGUGGAACGCUAAGAAUAUCUCCAUAUUUUGGAGUUCUUGGAACAUGCCAGUUCACAUUUGGGCGGUUCGGCACGUAUACGUGCCCGUCACUAACAUGGGUUACAGCAAGGGAGUUUCAGCUAUAUUAGUUUUCUUCAUAUCAGCCUUCUUUCAUGAAUAUGUGGUGAGUGUGCCACUGCAAAUGUUCCGCGUGUGGGCAUUCCUAGGCAUGAUGGCGCAGCCGCCGCUCGCUGUCAUCUCGAAGGUGUUUGAGCAGAGACUGGGCGACCGCUGGGGCAACAUGGUCGUCUGGGCUUCCCUCAUCCUCGGGCAGCCGCUCGCCAUCAUGAUGUACUACCAUGACUACGCGGUUGCACAUUUCAACUCUUAA
Messenger RNA from Leptosia nina, 1518 nucleotides. NCBI's taxonomy places the organism in Eukaryota, Metazoa, Arthropoda, Insecta, Lepidoptera, Pieridae. The record is from the annotation of a GenBank genome assembly.